Molecule: messenger RNA, 294 nt
Organism: Talpa occidentalis (Iberian mole)
Lineage: Eukaryota; Metazoa; Chordata; Mammalia; Eulipotyphla; Talpidae
Product: ubiquitin-fold modifier 1-like
Exons: 1
Coding region: 35-292 (85 amino acids)
Biological process (GO): protein K69-linked ufmylation
Cellular component (GO): cytoplasm; nucleus
Source: RefSeq, a predicted model, not a curated record
UUGACUUGGGGUCUCUACCCAGACCGGCUCCACCAUGUCCAAGGUUUCCUUUAAGAUCACGCUGACAUCGGAUCUGCGACUGCCCUACAAAGUGCUUAGUGUUCUUGAAAGCACACCUUUCACAGCAGUCUUAAAGUUUGCAGCAGAAGAAUUUAAAGUUCCUGCAGCAACAAAUGCAAUUAUUACUAAUGAUGGAAUAGGAAUAAAUCCUGCACUGACUGCUGGAAAUGUUUUUCUAAAGCAUGGUUCAGAACUACGAAUUAUUCCUAGAGAUCGUGUUGGAAGUUGUUAAAA